Molecule: messenger RNA, 292 nt
Organism: Amoebophrya sp. A25
Lineage: Eukaryota; Dinophyceae; Syndiniales; Amoebophryaceae
Source: the annotation of a GenBank genome assembly
CAAGGACAUUACGGCCUGGUAGCGGAGGUGGAUUGGUCGGUGAUGCUCCCGCGUGCAGCACUUUGGACAAUGCGGCUUCGAACAGUCCCACUGAACAAGAGCUCUGUUUUUUCGUCCCGCAUGCCGAUCUCCUUAGUCGUGUCCCUUACAGCCAGACCGCGUUUUCGCAGCCUCGAUGGAACGCAAAGGAGUUGCCCUUGCCCGUUUUACUUUACCUUCAACAAGCAGCAGCCCACGGCACUUCCUCAGGAUCUGGGGGCGACGGAAAGCAGACUACCGAAUCCAAAAGAAG